UAUGGAAGGAGAAAAAAAGACAACACGAGAAAAAUUAGUAUUUUCUACCUUCAGAAAUUAAUGGCCAUGAGUUCGUAUAUGGUGAACUCUAAGUAUGUGGACCCCAAAUUUCCUCCUUGUGAGGAAUAUUUGCAGAAUAGCUACCUAGCCGAGCAGAGCUCAGACUAUUAUAGUGGCUCUCAGGGUUCGGAUUUCCAGCAUCAGGGAGUCUACCCACGGUCAAACUACAGCGAGCAGCCCUUCAGCUGUAGCAAUGCCCAAGGCUCUACGGUGCCUCCGCGGGGUCAUGGACAGGAGCCAUCGGGCCCGGCGAGCCACUACCCUGGCCAAGGGGAGCAUUGUCCCCCGCCUCCAAUUCCCAGUUCCCGGGCCUGCAGCCAGCCGGCCAGCCUCAAGCAACCUCCCAACGGGACGGCCCUCAAACAGCCCGCUGUGGUGUACCCCUGGAUGAAGAAAGUGCAUGUAAAUUCCGUGAAUCCAAAUUACACCGGAGGGGAGCCCAAGCGGUCCAGAACAGCCUACACAAGGCAGCAAGUCCUAGAACUGGAAAAGGAAUUCCAUUUUAACAGGUAUCUGACGAGGCGUCGUCGGAUCGAAAUAGCCCACACUCUCUGUCUCUCUGAACGCCAGAUCAAGAUCUGGUUUCAGAACCGUAGGAUGAAAUGGAAAAAAGACCACAAGCUGCCCAACACGAAGGGCAGGUCUUCCUCGGCCGCCUCGAACCAGCAUUUACAGCCUGUGUCCAAGGACCAUCACACUGACUUGACGACUUUAUAGAGGAGGUGAAAUCUCCCCCCCCCCCACCCCAUCCAAUCUCCCCAAUCCCUCCCCCCAAUUUCAUCCUUUGCUUCUGAACUGUGCUGUGUGUAGAACUGACAUGAUCCAAACACAACCUGCAUGGAGCAGGCAAAGCCUCCCCAGGCUGUCAGCUUGCUUUAAGGUGCUGUGCUGUACAAAGCGGACUCGCUGAGGGUACUACAGACUUUCUUGGCAUUCUUCAUACUAGCACAACCCCCAAGCUCUCCAGGCAGGAAGUGGAAAGUUUAGGGAAAAUUAUAGAGAGAGAUAUAUAAUUAUAUAUGUGUGUGUAUGUAUAUAUAAUUAUAUAUCGAAGGCGCUACUGAGUCUAUAAAUAAUCUGACGAGUCAUUAAACACAAAUGGAAAUUGCAUCUUUUCGGUUUUCAAUUUUAAAGUGAAGUUUUGAUUCUAUGCCAGUAUCAGUCUUGAUGUUCUGUCUACCCUCAUCCCCCACCUUUUGCAGUUUCGGGCUUAUGGAAUGUAGGAGAGUUCAGGGCAGAGGGCUUUUAGCUGGUUACAGGAUUUGUGAACUUCCUGGGUCUUCUAUCUUGUGGCUGAUUGUGAUUUAAAGCCUCUGCUCACAUUCAGAAACCCCCAAAGAAAUACCUAGGAAAGAAGUGGAAACGGGUUAUUUUAUUUUCAGAUUAUGUUUACAUAUUUAUUUAUUUGUCGAUUAGAGGAGCACACACAUUACAACGCGGUUAAGCCAAAAAUCCUAAGCAGAAGAGCUGAAGCUCAAGGCUCCUUCUUAUGGAAAAUCAUAGAGAAUAUGUACGGCUUAGAUUUCUCACUUUGCCAGGCAUUUAGGACUCUCUCCCUCCUCCACUCCCAGUAUGGGAGAACUGCCCCAACCCUUUUAUAAAGAGAGAGAGAGAGAAAAAACAUAUCGACCCAAAGUCAAUUUCUUUAAAAUGUGUUUAGGCUGCACAACUGGUUCUUCGCUCUGCUCACAACCACUUCUGUGGGAUUUUUUAAAAAGGGAACAAAUGGUCAAACAUUUUCAUUGUGGGGAAACCAAACAAAACAGCCCCGGUCUUCCGUGCCAUUUUAGAGAUCCUCUUACCUUCCAACUCGAUUCCCAACGCACAAUUCACCUUGCACACCAGUCUGUUUAGCCAAGUAUUAUCUUACCAGAAAUCUGGAAAACAUAUUGGGGCUGGGGGCGGGGUGGGGAAUGCUGUCCAAAUAAAUAAGCAAGAAGGCAAGCAAAUUGAAUCAAAUGGUCAAGAAUAGAAGGGAGUUAGUUGCAGGAGGGGAGAAAUUUCUUUUUGCUAAAUAGAAGUAAAACGUUUAUGUCCUAGUAAUGGGUGAUCUAAUACACCCUUUUGAAGUUUUCAAGUUGUCUGUCUCACCUUGAGUUCAGCAGGAGAAUAACAUGAAAAAUACUCAAACCAAUGGGAGGGGAUUCAUUGCCAUUUUUCUUAUCCUUCUCUACCAAGAGAGGUUUGUGGAUUUUUUUUUUAAUUUUAGAGUGUGUGUGUGUGUGUGUGUGUGUGUGUGUGUGUGUGUGUGUGUUUUAAAAACUAACCCUUUAAGAGUAAGUGGGAAAAUGGAAAGGUUCUUCCAGGGCUCGUUAAAAACUAGGCUUUUCCUGGUUUUUUACCCUCUCCCCCACCCCCAGUCUACUGGGUUUCUAAACUACAAUCACCAAAUAAAAUUAUUUGAGCAGUUACAGAAUUAAAAGGAAGAAGGAGAUGUGGAAGAGGGAUUAGGGUUAAGAGAAAGAAAGAUCAUAGAAUUGUGUUAUUUCUCCAGACAUUUUGGAAGGCUCCAAAGGUAAUCUUAAAAUAGGCUAAAAAGGAGAAAAUGGCAGUUUCAUACAUGUGUUUGCUUCUCAAUACAGUUCAUGCCCAAAGCUGGGAGCAGGUAUUAAUUAAUUUGAGCUCUUUGGCUGAAAUUAGGCUCCUCUAAAGUUUUUUCCAAGACUUGGUCUUUUGUAUUAAAUCCUGGAGACAACUCUUUGUUCUUCCUUGGGGUGAGCCUGAUUCUCAGACUUGCACAUGGCAAUACUUGAAUAUCUACAUGUCGUGAUAUUAAAGAUGGAUAUUCCUGCAUUAUUCACAUCAUUGUUUCUAUGACAAAAAGCACAGAGUUCAUACAUAGUAAAGACGUCUUUUUUCUGAUGCCUUCACGUUGAGAAGCUGAAAAGGUAUUUUACUGAAGUUCGGCUAAAUUACAGAAACAGGUUCACCCAGAGGACAAAUUUUCUAUUCGAUUAGCUGUAUUUCAGCCGGGAGGACUGACCUCUAAACCCUUAACCUUUUGGACUCUAACUACCCUUCUCUCUCUCUCUCUCUCUCUCUCUCUCUCUCUCUCUCUCUCUCUCUCUCUCUCUCUCUCUCUCUCUCCCCUGACAUGGAGACCAUUUGGAUGUGCCAUUUGUAAAGAUUUUUUCCUUAGACAAAUUGAGCAUGGCUCUCACUAUUCCCUGAAAUUCACAUCCCUGAAUAUAUUGAAGCUUUUCCAUGAAAUGUCUAUUUUGCAUGAUGUCCAGCUACAGAGAGCUUUCCCCCACCCCCUCGGAAGUUCAGGUUACUUAGCCCCAGCUUUCGACCAAAUGUCACAAUUGCUUAACUCAACUCUCCCUUGCUCUGGCUGAGAAAGCACACAAGUAUGUUUUCUUGGAAAAAAGCCAAGACUCCUUCUCUUACUUAGAGCUAAUACUCUGGAAAGUAACUUAAUCAAAGAAGCAACCCCUUUGUUUAUAAGUCUCAAUUUUCCUUGUAUGGCUCAAGUGAUGAGCUUUUGAAAUGUUAAUAUAUAGUGGAUGGAUGUGAGGGCUGACCCAACUCUUAAAUUCAUCUUGGGAUCAAGGGUCCAUUUGGGCUUGCUGGAAGAGGGCCACACUAGGCCAGUGGCCUCAGGAAACCCUCUCUGUGGUUCCAGCCAAAGGGAGCGACAGGAGAGUUCCAUCUGAGUUCCUGUUGAAAGGGAAGCUCGACAAAAAUGAGCUCCAUGGCCCAUUUGCUAUUAUUUUUUUUCCAUUUUGUUCCAGAAAAUAUGAGCCAGAAGUGUUUGUUUUGUUUAUGUUUUUUUUUAAAACUCUGGUGGGGGUGGCUCUGUGACUGAAGGUGGAAGAGGAAUAUUUUCUUGAAGAGACUGCUUCUCAGACAUCCCACUUUGUAAUAUUGCAGCCUUUUGUUAUGACAUCGUCAAGCAACGCUAUGAUAUCUGUCUACAUAAGAUGCUUUUAUAGAAUCUACCAAUGGUUUUGCUGCCACUGAUUAAAGUAUUAUUUAUACUAAUUGUUGCCUGUAGUUUUGAUGUAAUUUGUUCAUAUAUAUUUGAAAUAAUAAAAGGUGUAGAGAAACC
Trichosurus vulpecula (common brushtail) is the source of this 4111-nucleotide messenger RNA. It is a transcript of the gene HOXD4, whose product is annotated as homeobox D4. The record is from RefSeq and is a predicted model, not a curated record. Gene Ontology annotation, molecular function: DNA-binding transcription factor activity, RNA polymerase II-specific; RNA polymerase II cis-regulatory region sequence-specific DNA binding. The coding region runs from base 61 to 777 and encodes 238 amino acids. Lineage: Eukaryota; Metazoa; Chordata; Mammalia; Diprotodontia; Phalangeridae. Gene Ontology annotation, biological process: embryonic skeletal system morphogenesis; anterior/posterior pattern specification; regulation of transcription by RNA polymerase II. The transcript is spliced from 2 exons. Gene Ontology annotation, cellular component: nucleus.